Messenger RNA from Toxoplasma gondii ME49, 2375 nucleotides. Its product is annotated as WD domain, G-beta repeat-containing protein. Lineage: Eukaryota; Apicomplexa; Conoidasida; Eucoccidiorida; Sarcocystidae. The transcript has 10 exons. The coding region runs from base 676 to 2283 and encodes 535 amino acids. Gene Ontology annotation, molecular function: protein binding. Gene Ontology annotation, biological process: protein ubiquitination. The record is from RefSeq and is a predicted model, not a curated record.
CUUCUCUCUUGGGUCUCUGAGACGGUUUUCUCUUUGCCCGGGUCUCCCUCAGUUCGCUCCUUGCUGUCUGCGAACGCGAGUGAGUCUCGGAGCCUCUUUGAAGGAGUUCUGCGAGGACUUUGUGCGGGGGAAAAGGAGGAAGAAACGUUCCCUUCCUCGAGUUCCUUCUCUCUCAUCAACGCCAGAAAUGCGAGAGACGGUGUGCAAGCGAAGGAAAUGCGCGUUUUCUAUGGAGUCUCGGAGUCUCUGCGAAUCUUGACCUCGCGUUCCUCGCCGCUGCCCGUGUCUUGUUCCUUGAGGUCGCCUCUGUUACCUCUUUCUUCUCUUUUCUUGCUGGGUCUCUGAAACCGCUUUUGCCUUCCGCGUCCACCACACCUCGCGUCCAGUCUCUUGCAGCCGCCGACCUUCCAAUCCCCUCCCUGCGCCUUGAUCCCUGGAAUUCUCCGCCUCUCCACUCUUCCUCUUCUUCCUCUUCCUUCUCUUCUUCUUCCUCUCCACUCUUCCUCUUCCUUCUCCUCUUCUUCUUCCUCUCCACUCUUCCUCUUCCUUCUCCUCUUCUUCUUCCUCUCCACUCUUCCUUCUUUUCCUCUUCUUCUUCCUCGUCGUCCUCUGUUCUUCUUCUCUCCCCGUUCGACUUUUUUUCCUUGCCUCUUGGUCCUUGGAGAUCCACACAAAAUGGUCGCGGACCUUUCUCCCGUCUCUCCCUCGAGAGCCUCCCAGGCGCCGUUCGGAUUUGCAGGGUCUGAGGCCUGUGGCACAUACAAGCUCCACGCCCCGGCAGCCAGUGCCUUGGUUCCGCUGGCCUCGCCGCCUGCGUACGCCUCGUUCUGCCGCUCCUCGUCUUCGGCCUUCCUUCCUCACCUUUUCAUGGCAGGCACAAACGCAGCCGACCAGCACAGCAACCAGUUGCAUGUCGUCGGAUGCGUCGAGGAGACGGGUGAAGUGGAGUGCAGCUGCCGCUUGGUCCAUCCCCCAGAAGUCCACGCUCUCGCGCUUCUUCCUUCCCUUGGCGGAAGCCAGGUGUCUUCUCUCUCUCCUGAUCACGAGGAGACCGGCGCGACGGAGUCCAGCGAAAAGAACAAUGCGGACAAUGUCGAGGACGACGCCGCGAGAGAAGAGAGGCCGCGGGAGACUCUCGUCUUCUUCACUGCUUUCCCCGACCAGAAAACAAGAUACGCAACCGAUCGCUGCGUGCUGUGGAGGAGUUCUGUCGAUUUCCCUUCGCCUGCUGUUAGCCUCCUGGACGCUGAGGAGGAAGAAGAAUCUCUCCCUUCUUCUCGCUCCGCCGUGUCUCUCCAUCGGCCGUCAAUCGUCUCUAAACUGAAGUCAUCCCAGAGUCGCUUUCAGCCGAUUCGAAAGCUGGUGGUGCCGCGAGGUGACCCAGACGACGUUUUAGGUUCAGCGACGGCCGGAGGCAGAGAGCCGCAACUUCUUGUGAUGAUGGAAGGAAGCUGUGAACUUUUUAAAGCUACGGAAUCCUCCUUUGAGAGUUGCGCGCUCCUUCCCGCCGACCCUCACCACCGGUACACUGCAGUCACUUUCGACCAUCACCAUCCAAACACUAUAGUGGCGGCGGAGGCGAGAGAAGAUGGGCGCGGAGGGAUGAACGUCUUCGGCAGUGGAGGCUCUCUGCGAGUUUUCGACUUGCGAGAAAAGACAAAUUCGCGUCGAUGUGGUGUCGAGAGCUCGGCAGGAAGGCGAGACGCGCAUGCAGUCAAUCCCCACGGGAGACUCGCGGCGCCGCUGUCCAUCGACUUCAAUCCGAACCUCUCGUUCUCCUUCGUUUCGGGUGCCAGCGACGGCUGUGUCGCCUACUGGGACGGACGAACUCUCAAGCGACCGCUGCAGGUCCUUCGGGAUGUUCAUUCUCACUGGGUGACGUCUGUGAGCUUCAACGCCUUCCACGAUCAGCUUCUCUUGACUGCGAGUACGGACAACACUGUGAAGCUCCACCACGCAGAGACGCUGAGGGUUCGCCGGUCUCCGCGGUCGUCGUCGCUGCUCCAAGGGGGAGGAAAAGGAAGCGAACUGGACGUUUUUUCUGCUGAAAGUGAAAGCGGCGCAGAAGCAGGCGGCAGUGGUGGAGACUGCCCAGAGAAAGCGAAGAAAGGCCGGACGGAUUAUGCCUCGGAGACCGUCUACUCCUAUGAAGGAGGUGAAGACUCUGUCGUCGCAGUCGCGUGGGCGGCUCACGAGGCUUGGGCAUGUGCAGCUCUCACAGCGGAAGGAUGCAUUUCUUUUCAUCAGGUCCCGCCGAAGGAAAAGUAUCGAAUUCUUCUGUAAACGCUCUCCGGCGAUUCUCUCCUGCCUCGAACAACAUCCAAGGAAAGACGUUUUCUCCUGACAUCCGUAUGCAUGUUUUUCCUGUCACUGAC